AUGAGAACUCAUACGGGUGAAAAGCCGUUUUCAUGUGUGAACUGUGGAAAAGGUUUUAGUCUAAAACAGAAUUUAACUCAGCACAUGAUGAUUCACACUGGUGAAAAGCCGUUUUCAUGUGUGAACUGUGGAAAAAGUUUUAGUGUAAAACGGAAUUUAACUCGGCACAUGAUGAUUCACACUGGUGAAAAGCCGUUUUCAUGUGUGAACUGUGGAAAAAGUUUUAGUCAAAAACAGGAUUUAACUCAGCACAUGAUGAUUCACACUGGUGAAAAGCCGUUUUCAUGUGUGAACUGUGGAAAAAGCUUUUGUCAAAAACGGGAUUUAACUCAGCACAUGAUGAUUCACACUGGUGAAAAGCCAUUUUCAUGUGUGAACUGUGGAAAAAGUUUUAGUGUAAAACGGAAUUUAACUCGGCACAUGAUGAUUCACACUGGUGAAAAGCCGUUUUCAUGUGUGAACUGUGGAAAAAGUUUUAGUGAAAAACAGGAUUUAACUCGGCACAUGAUGAUUCACACUGGUGAAAAGCCGUUUUCAUGUGUGAACUGUGGAAAAAGCUUUUGUCAAAAACGGGAUUUAACUCAGCACAUGAUGAUUCACACAGGUGAAAAGCCGUUUUCAUGUGUGAACUGUGGAAAAAGCUUUAGUCAAAAACGGGAUUUAACUCGGCACAUGAUGAUUCACACUGGUGAAAAGCCGUUUUCAUGUGUGAACUGUGGAAAAAGUUUUAGUCAAAAACAGGAUUUAACUUGGCACAUGAUGAUUCACACAGGUGAAAAGCCGUUUUCAUGUGUGAACUGUGGAAAAAGUUUUAGUCAAAAACAGGAUUUAACUCGGCACAUGAAGAUUCACACUGGUGAAAAGCCGUUUUCAUGUGUGAACUGUGGAAAAAGUUUUAGUCAAAAACAGGAUUUAACUCGGCACAUGAUGAUUCACACUGGUGAAAAGCCGUUUUCAUGUGUGAACUGUGGAAAAAGUUUUAGUCUAAAAAGGAAUUUAACUCAGCACAUGAGGAUUCACACUGGUGAAAAGCCGUUUUCAUGUGUGAACUGUGGAAAAAGCUUUAGUCAAAAAGUUAAUUUAACUCAGCACAUGAUGAUUCACACAGGUGAAAAGCCGUUUUCAUGUGUGAACUGUGGAAAAAGUUUUAGUGUAAAACAGAAUUUAACUCAGCACAUGAUGAUUCACACAGGUGAAAAGCCGUUUUCAUGUGUGAACUGUGGAAAAAGUUUUAGUGUAAAACAGAAUUUAACUCAGCACAUGAUGAUUCACACAGGUGAAAAGCCGUUUUCAUGUGUGAACUGUGGAAAAAGUUUUAGUGUAAAACGGAAUUUAACUCAGCACAUGAUGAUUCACACUGGUGAAAAACCAUUUUCAUGUGUGAACUGUGGAGAAAGUUUUCGUCACAAGGUGAGUUUAAUUCACCACUUGAAGCGUCACACAGGUGAAAAGCUGUAGAAGUAUUUUCCAUACAUGUUCUAU
Molecule: messenger RNA, 1482 nt
Organism: Xiphophorus hellerii (green swordtail)
Lineage: Eukaryota; Metazoa; Chordata; Actinopteri; Cyprinodontiformes; Poeciliidae
Product: gastrula zinc finger protein XlCGF57.1-like
Exons: 1
Coding region: 1-1458 (485 amino acids)
Biological process (GO): regulation of gene expression
Cellular component (GO): nucleus
Source: RefSeq, a predicted model, not a curated record